ACCCUGCCUCGUAGCCGUAAUUAGUCGGAACGCUGGCGGCGGGGAUUGUGGGAGAAGAUGGCGGCUGCCUUUCACCCGUUGCUUGUCCGGGCUCUGCCAAUGUCACGUUCUUCUAUUACUGCAUUAGCCACAUCUGUGUUUCUUGGCCCACCCCAGCGCCAUCUUCAUCAUGCACUCAUACCUCAUGGGAAGGGGGGCCGUUCCUCAGUCAGUGGGGUCGUGGCCACUGUGUUUGGAGCAACAGGAUACCUGGGCCGAUAUGUUGUCAACCAUCUUGGACGUAUGGGGUCACAAGUGAUCAUACCCUACCGGUGUGAUACAUAUGAUACCAUGCAUCUUCGUCCUAUGGGUGACCUGGGCCAGAUUAUCUUUCUGGAAUGGAAUGGGAGAAACAAAGAUUCCAUCCAGAGAGCAGUGGAGCACAGCAGUGUGGUCAUCAAUCUUGUUGGGCGAGACUGGGAAACCAAAAACUUUGAUUUUGAGGAUGUUUUUGUGAAGAUUCCCCAAACAAUUGCUCAGGUGUCUAAGAAUGCUGGGGUUGAAAGAUUUAUUCACAUUUCACAUCUGAACGCUGAUAUUAAAAGUUCUUCUAGGUAUCUGAGAAAUAAGGCUGUUGGAGAGAAAGAAGUGAGAGAUGCAUUUCCAGAAGCCAUCGUCAUAAAGCCAUCAGACAUCUUUGGACGAGAAGAUAGAUUCCUCAAUUAUUUUGCAAAUAUGCGCUGGUUUGGAGGUGUACCUCUUAUAUCCUUGGGCAAGAAGACAGUGAAACAACCAGUAUAUGUGGUAGAUGUAGCCAAAGGAAUUGUUAAUGCAAUUAAGGAGCCAGAUGCCAGAGGGAAAACUUUUGCCUUUGUUGGGCCCAAUCGAUACCUUCUUUUUGACCUGGUGCAGUAUGUCUUUGGUGUGGCGCACAGACCCUUCCUCCCAUACCCUUUGCCCCAUUUUGCCUAUCAAUUGGUAGCACGACUCUUUGAAACCAGUCCAUUUGAGCCAUGGACAACAAGGGAUAAAGUGGAACGGGUUCACAUCACUGACAUGAUAUUGCCUCACCUGCCCGGCUUAGAAGAUCUUGGUAUUCAGGCCACACCACUGGAAAUGAAGGCCAUCGAGGUGCUGCGGCGUCAUCGCACUUACCGCUGGCUCGCUUCUGAAAUUGAAGAUGUGAAGCCAGCCAAGACUGUCAACAUUUAGUGGCCCCUGUGCUGCCCUUGUCUUUUUGGUGUCAUUUGGGUCACCUGGCUAUCACCCAGUCCACUUUCAUCAGAAAAUCCUGUAAAUAGUGAAUAAGAUUUCUCUAUUAAAACGUCUGAGGUUA
Artibeus jamaicensis (Jamaican fruit-eating bat) is the source of this 1315-nucleotide messenger RNA. RefSeq names its product NADH:ubiquinone oxidoreductase subunit A9 (gene NDUFA9). Bases 58 to 1191 code for a protein of 377 amino acids. Lineage: Eukaryota; Metazoa; Chordata; Mammalia; Chiroptera; Phyllostomidae. The transcript has 11 exons. Gene Ontology annotation, molecular function: protein-containing complex binding. Gene Ontology annotation, cellular component: mitochondrion. The record is from RefSeq and is a predicted model, not a curated record.